AUGCAGAAGACCACCGCGUACAGCUACCGAUGCCACCCGCCCUUGCUCACAACUCGCUUAAUGCCGCCAAGAGCCCGACCUAUCUCCGGCUUGCUGUAUGAAAAGGAAGACGACAGCGAUGGUGGAGGUGGCAAAGGCCGCGACGACAGCAGUGGAGACGGAGGUGGGAGAGGUCGUGACGACAUCGGUGGCUCCAAUUACAUGUCACGAGGAAGAGAAACAAAACCCGGCUCCCGAAUCUGCUGCACCAGCGAGAAGGUGGAGUUCAAACGAGAACCGUCCUUGGACGGUGCGGCCGCCGCCGUGGAUGAUGCGGACGAGAAAGAGUCUGCUGCGACGGCGACGACGUCGGCGGAGGAGUCGCUGUGGGAGUGGGCCGUGCUGGUGUCGCCCUUCUUCUUCUGGGGCACGGCCAUGGUGGCCAUGAAGGAGGUCCUCCCCAAGGCCGGCCCUUUCUUCGUGUCCUCCUUCCGCCUCAUCCCCGCGGGGCUCCUCCUCGUCGCCUUCGCGGCCUCCCGCGGCCGCAAGCCGCCCUCCGGCCUCAACGCUUGGCUCUCCAUCACCCUGUUCGCCCUUGUGGACGCCUCUUGUUUUCAGGGAUUUCUCGCCGAAGGGUUGCAGAGGACGUCGGCGGGUCUCGGAAGCGUGAUAAUUGACUCUCAGCCAUUAACAGUGGCUAUACUUGCAGCCCUGUUCUUCGGUGAAUCCAUUGGGUUAAUUGGAGGCGCAGGACUGUUACUUGGUGUUGUGGGACUUCUUCUUCUUGAGGUACCGGCAGUUGCUAUCGACGACAAUAAUUUUUCACUGUGGGGAAGUGGUGAGUGGUGGAUGCUUCUUGCAGCUCAGAGCAUGGCCAUUGGAACUGUUAUGGUCCGUUGGGUCUCCAAGUAUUCUGAUCCAGUUAUGGCUACUGGAUGGCAUAUGGUUAUUGGUGGUCUUCCUCUUGCAAUAAUCUCGAUUCUCAAUCAUGAUCCUAUCUUUACCGGUGGUUUGUCGGAGCUUUCCGUGACUGAUAUAUCAGCACUACUUUAUACCUCAAUUUGCGGAAGUGCCAUCAGCUAUGGUGUAUUUUACUACAAUGCAACAAAAGGUUGUUUUUAGAAGUUUGACAAGCUGAGCUCCCUCACAUUUCUUACUCCAAUGUUUGCUUCAAUUUUCGGGUACAUAUUUCUCCAUGAAACUUUCUCACCUCUGCAACUGGGCGGUGCUUUUGUUACUUUGAUUGCCAUAUACAUGAUCAAUAACCAGAACAUCUUGGAAUGAUCCUUAUGCUGAGCAUGGCAUGCCUGACAUGGGAAGUAUGUGAAACCCGUGUUAAUGCCUAGCAGGUGCUUUGCUCUUGGCUUUACCUCUGAAGUUUGAACUCGUUGUUGCUAGAUCAUGCAUGCAUCCAUAAAGGUAGUGGAAACAGUAGGAGGUGAGAUAUGUUGUAAAUAAGAGGGUAUAUUAAUUACACUUUUCUCGACUGAAAAUGGCUUGAGUCGUUGGAGCACCCAUCUCGAUGCAAUGUAUAGGAAGAUAGAAUAGAAUGCUGUGCAGAUAUAUAACCUUUUGUUUGGGCUAGCGUUUUUGGAAUACAUAUUAUUCAAUUGGUUACUCCAGCAAGUUGUCUAUGGCAGCAGGUCGAUCAUCUCCUUUUUUUGAUUCUCUAGUUUUAUUAAUGUCCCUUAAGCAUGAGCUCGUCAAGGUGACUACUAUGUUUGAUGAAGGUAUUGAUGGGAAGCCGCACGACUAAAACCAAUAGAUUUUGUAGAAUGUAAGCACAAUGGUACUCCAUUUUCUACUUCUAUGAUAUGCAUAUGAACUUUGUUAUC
Messenger RNA from Eucalyptus grandis, 1814 nucleotides. RefSeq names its product WAT1-related protein At3g02690, chloroplastic. Gene Ontology annotation, cellular component: chloroplast; membrane. The record is from RefSeq and is a predicted model, not a curated record. Lineage: Eukaryota; Viridiplantae; Streptophyta; Magnoliopsida; Myrtales; Myrtaceae. The transcript is spliced from 8 exons.